UGACUUAAAAUGCAUUGAUUGAGUAUUGAAACUCCCUGUUCCAAUUGUCAAAUACUGGGUAUUUGUCAGUUACCUGUCGUUUUCUUGUUAUUGUUAUUUGAAAAUGUGUUGAGUCAACAAUGAACGAAUCAAAGCAAAUCCCGCCUGGCACACCAGAGAUUAGCUACACCGUCUUCAACGAUGAAAGCCAACUGAAGGCCAUCCAGGGCCUCAUCGAGAAGGAGCUCUCCGAGCCGUACUCCAUCUACACCUAUCGCUACUUUGUCUACAAUUGGCCGCAACUCUGUAUUUUGGCACAACACGAGGAACGUUAUGUGGGCGUGAUUGUUUGCAAAAUAGACCACUUGAGUAAUCCGGAAUUGUGGCAAGGAUACAUCGCAAUGCUGGCCGUGGAUCCUGAGUACCGGAGACAGGGCAUUGGCAGCACACUAGUGGAGAAGGCCAUCGAGAUGAUGAAAGCGGAGCAAGCUGAUGAAAUUGCGCUGGAGACAGAACAAAGCAAUAAGGCAGCCUUGCGACUGUAUGAUAGUCUAGGAUUUAUUCGGGAGCAGCGACUACUGCGGUAUUAUAUAAAUGGUGUGGAUGCACUGCGUCUGAAUCUGACGGUAUCUCGGCGCUCAAGCGAUGCGUCGUUAUCCUAAAACUGUUUCUGUUUUCAAUGUUGCAAUGAAGUCUCUUCGAAAAAAAUGCGUCUUUCUCUGUAUUCUGUGUCAAUUAGCGCCCCAUGGAGCGGCUAC
Molecule: messenger RNA, 737 nt
Organism: Drosophila sulfurigaster albostrigata
Lineage: Eukaryota; Metazoa; Arthropoda; Insecta; Diptera; Drosophilidae
Gene: Naa30B
Product: N-alpha-acetyltransferase 30A
Exons: 1
Coding region: 120-641 (173 amino acids)
Biological process (GO): N-terminal peptidyl-methionine acetylation
Cellular component (GO): NatC complex
Molecular function (GO): protein-N-terminal amino-acid acetyltransferase activity
Source: RefSeq, a predicted model, not a curated record